UCUAUAUAUAUUUGUGUCAGAACCCUGCUACUAGAGCCUGGAUGUGGCUCUGAGUUUCAGGGUCACUGACAUUGAUAAGACACCUGCGUCCCAGGACUCGGAGGAGAAACGGCUGAUGGACUUGGCGGGGAAUUUGCGCGGGGUUUUACUGAGCGGGAAGAGACUGUUCAAAUGAGGGGGAGGGUAUAUAAAGGAGGGUUGGCCGGAGCCUCCCAUUCUUGGCUUUUCUGAUGUUCAUGUUUCCUACAGUAAAAGUUCCUGGUGAUACCACAAAGAGUCUCGUGUGUUCAUUCAGGAGCGGCUGUGGUGAGCUGACACUAAGCCAAGAAUACGGACACCAUCCCGCUGUAGCGGUGAGGUGUAACAUGCAAGUGGAGGAUGAAGAGCUCUUGGGCGCCGGAGGAGGAAGGUCGGAAAGGGCCACUCCCGAGACGGACGCUGAGUUCCACCAGCUGGCGGCCCUGGCGUCAUCCACCGCUUAUGCCCAGCCAAAUGGGGUAACCCAGAGGCGCGGAGUGGUGCGGGGAGAUAGCACCGGAGGAGAGGAAGGUUCACCUUCCCCAGGCCCGCAAAAGAUGGUGUUUCUGGAGGAGAGGAUGUCGGCGAUGGAGACCACCCUGGCAGUGAUGUCGAGGGCGAUGGAGCGCCUGGCGGUUUUGGCGGAGCCGGAGCGAGGAAGGGAACUCCGGGCUAGCUCAAUGUGGGACGUGAGCAUGGGAAGCAGCCAGGGCUUUGCAGACCUCCCAGCACCGAAGGGAAGGGAAAUGCGAAAGGAGCCCGGUGCCCGGCCCAAGAUCCAAACGAGCCUGACACGGGUGGAGGAGAGUGACGACGAAGGGGAAAAGCCUCCGAGAAUCCCGGCUACGCUCCCAACUGAGACCCUGGUGCCCCUGGCGAAUGCCGGGCGUGGCACAGGACAAAGGGAAGCAGCAGCGGGGCCCACUGGCCCGCAAGGGGGCUUGCGACGGGCGGAGGAUUGGGGAUUGCCACCACAGGGACCCCUACCGAGACGAGAGGAACUAAGGAUCGAGUUUGGGGGAGAGUCCUCUGAACUGGAUUUUUUCCUGACCACGGUGAGGGGCUAUAUGGAGGACAAUGCCCACACUUUCAGAACGGAAUCCAGCCGGGUACGGGCCAUUGGUGCAGUGUUGAAGAGGGGAGCGGCCAGCUGGUACGUUCAACUACACGCGCGGCGCGACCCAUGUCUGGGGUCACUCCGACGCUUUAUGGGGGCCCUGGAGACCCGUUUCCGAGAUCCACUGGAGCAGAUCCGGGCGAGGGAGGAGUUGAAGACCGUCUCCCAGGGGCAGAGGUCGGUAUCUGAGUAUGCGGAGGAGUUCCAAUGCCUCGCUGAAAAGGUGCCGGAAUGGUCUGCAGUGACAAAGAUAGAACUCUUCAAAGAGGGGCUCAGGCGGGAGAUCCUCUCCUGGGCGGUGCAUCGUGAUGAGCCUGACACACUGCGCGGAUGGAUUCAGCUGGCGGGGCGCAUCGAGACAUCGCUGGCCCAGGCGAGGAGGCACCGAGGAGGGCUACAGCAGCGGCCGCAGAUGAAAGAGGGGAGCCGGAAGGAGGGAUCAACCCCAGCCGGGAGGAGAACGGAGCCGACAGGGAACGUGAGCACCAGCAGGAGGGGCUGCUUCGUGUGCGGCCGUUUGGGCCACAGGGCUGCCGAGUGCUGGCAGAGAAAAGGGGAAGGCGGAGGCCCGCCCAAACCAAGAGCCGUGGCAGGGAAACGCGCCGAGGAAGAACCACCGAUGAGGCACCACUCGGGGGGGUUGGACGAAGGGGAGGAGGACGCCAUGUCAGAACCCUGCUACUAGAGCCUGGAUGUGGCUCUGAGUUUCAGGGUCACUGACAUUGAUAAGACACCUGCGUCCCAGGACUCGGAGGAGAAACGGCUGAUGGACUUGGCGGGGAAUUUGCGCGGGGUUUUACUGAGCGGGAAGAGACUGUUCAAAUGAGGGGGAGGGUAUAUAAAGGAGGGUUGGCCGGAGCCUCCCAUUCUUGGCUUUUCUGAUGUUUAUGUUUCCUACAGUAAAAGUUCCUGGUGAUACCACAAA
This is a messenger RNA of Anolis carolinensis (green anole), 2060 nucleotides long. RefSeq lists its product as uncharacterized. NCBI's taxonomy places the organism in Eukaryota, Metazoa, Chordata, Lepidosauria, Squamata, Anolidae. Gene Ontology annotation, molecular function: nucleic acid binding; zinc ion binding. The record is from RefSeq and is a predicted model, not a curated record. Bases 231 to 1820 code for a protein of 529 amino acids. The transcript is spliced from 2 exons.